CAAAAACGCCUGGAACCGGAACCGAGCCGGAGCUGUGUUUUUCGGUCUACUUUUGUGGGCGGAUACAGCGGAGGAGGGCAUCCGGGCCUGGCAGCUCCGGAGGGUCCGCUUAAAACCACGGAAUUCACCGUUUACAGGCCGCUCACCGCCCCGCCAUGGAGAAGAUGAAGAGGAUUAAGAAGCGUCUGUCGUUAACGCUCCGCUCGAGUCAGACCAUCGACGAGUCGCUCUCCGAGCUGGCCGAGCAGAUGACCAUCGAGGACGGCGGCACCAAGGACAAUGAGCCCUUCAUGAGGAACGGCCGCCCGCCCACCUCCCACAGCAUGCACUCCUUCCUGCACCAGUACACGGGCUCCUUCAAAAAGCCGCCGCUGCGCCGGCCGCACAGCGUCAUCGGCGGCACCUUGGGCUCGUUCAUGUCCAUCCCGCGCAACGGCAGUCGCUUGGACAUUGUGCACGAGAAUCUUAAGAUGGGCUCCGACGGAGAGAGCGACCAAGCGUCGGGGACGUCAUCGGACGAGGUCCAGUCCCCAACGGGCGUCUGCCUGAGGAACCGAGUCCACCGGAGAAUCUCCAUGGAGGACCUCAAUAAGCGCUUGUCGCUGCCGGCCGACAUCCGAAUUCCCGACGGCUACUUGGAGAAGCUGCAGCUCACCAGUCCUUCGUUCGACCAGCCGCUCAGCCGCCGCUCGCGCCGCGCGUCGCUGUCCGAGAUUGGCUUUGGGAAAUUGGAGACCUAUAUUAAGCUGGACAAACUGGGAGAGGGAACCUACGCCACCGUUUUCAAAGGACGCAGCAAGCUCACCGACAACCUGGUGGCCCUGAAGGAGAUCCGCCUGGAGCACGAGGAGGGGGCGCCGUGUACAGCCAUCAGAGAAGUGUCGUUACUGAAGGACCUAAAACACGCCAACAUUGUGACACUGCACGACAUUGUUCACACCGACAAGAGCCUCACGCUGGUGUUUGAGUACCUGGAUAAAGAUCUGAAGCAGUACAUGGAUGACUGCGGAAACAUAAUGAGCAUGCACAACGUGAAGGUCUUUUUGUUCCAGAUUUUGCGCGGGCUGUCGUAUUGUCACAAGAGGAAAGUUCUCCACAGGGACCUGAAGCCUCAGAACCUCCUCAUCAACGAGAAGGGAGAGCUCAAGCUGGCUGAUUUUGGUUUGGCGAGGGCAAAGUCGGUCCCGACUAAAACGUACUCUAAUGAAGUGGUGACUCUUUGGUACCGACCUCCCGACGUUCUGCUGGGCUCCUCCGAGUAUUCGACGCAGAUCGACAUGUGGGGCGUGGGCUGUAUAUUUUACGAGAUGGCCGCCGGUCGGCCGCUUUUCCCCGGCUCCACGGUGGAGGACGAGCUCCACCUCAUCUUCAGGUUACUCGGCACGCCCACGGAGGAAAACUGGCCGGGAAUCUCCUCCGUCGAAGAGUUCAAAUCUUACAACUUCCCCAAAUACAAACCUCAACCCUUCAUCAACCACGCCCCCAGGCUCGACGGCGAAGGGAUCGAGCUGUUGCUGGCUUUCCUCAGAUACGAAUCCAAGAAGAGGAUCUCGGCCGAGGAUGCGAUGAAACAUUCCUACUUCAGGCAUCUUGGGAUGAGAGUUCACACGUUGCAUGAGAGUGUGUCCAUCUUCACAUUGAAGGAGGUGCAGCUGCAAAGAGACCCGGGCUACAGGAAUUCCUCGUACCCGGAGUCAGGCAACGGCAAGAUCAACCGGAGGCAGAGCAUGCUCUUCUAGACUUGCGGAUGGACACCUUCAUCGUCGCCCUCUCACCUGACCAGCAUGACACAGUGAUCCCCCCCCUCACCACGGCCCCUCCCUUCCUGGUUUACCCAACACACACGCAUCCACAUGCACACACGCCUCUUGAGUUAGCUUGACCGUUCAAUUGGUGUGUUUAUUUAUUUCCGGACGGUGGGGGGGGGGGGGCUGUUUGCUGCUAAAGUUCUACUGUAUGUAUUUAACAAAAACCUUAUUUGUGUGAGCGUGUGUCUACGUUUGUGUGUGAAGUUGAGCCUCCGUGCUAUUUUUUAUUUUUUUUUUUUGGCCUCGGCUCCCGAUUAAUUUUGUUUCAAAAUUCCACGGAUGGCGUUCAAGCUGUGAUUCAAGUUUUUGGAGACCACUCGCUUCGUUUGUUUUUAUAUUAACGUGUUUAGAGUUUCGAUUUUUGGGUUUUAUUGUCGGAAAUGACACAUUUCAAAGUCUUGAUUUGGCUCUAGGUGGGAGGACACCAAAAUGUAGAAAACCCUUUUUUUUUUUUUUGGUUGAGUCAGAUCAAAUUUGAACAUUUGGGAUCAAAAUUUGGAGCCACACUGAAACGGGAAAAAAAAUAGUAAAGUCACAAGAAAAGUUGCAAUAUUAUAACAAUAACUUGAAGAAAAAAUGUGAAAAUUUUCACAUUUAUUAUAAAGGCUAUUUUUGUAAAAAUAUAUAUAUUUCUUGCAAAAUACGCUGACUUUAUAAUUCUAAUGGUCCAACUUUUUCUCUGUUCUUGCAAAAUUCCAGCGUUCCUCAUAAUGUUGACUUUUUUUUCUAUAUCUACUAUGGCUUCAUUCUCUUAAAACAGCAACAUUUUUUUAUUCUUCUGAAAACAUUGUGACUUCAUUGCAACAGUGCAAACGCUUUUCUUCAUAACACUCCCUGCAUCAUAUUUCCUCAUAAUGUUCUCUGACUCUACUUGAAAGACGACUUCUUUAUUCUCAUCAAAAUAAUGCAACUUUCUUCUUGUAUAGUGCGACUUUAAACAAAAUUACAACUUGUAUUUUCUUUUCAGUGUGGCCCAAAUACUUCUCGGAAGAAAGCAGUGCGGGUGGUUUCAGGAAUUUUUUUAUUCCCUCUUUAACUUUCACUGCAGUAACUUUGUGUUGAACCUGCACUUUUAUUUUAAAGACAUAUUGGCAGGCGUUAGCCGAGUGUACCCAACAGUAUUAAGUUCUCUACGUCUGUGACCUUUGAAAUCUCGCGUCAACCUGCAGGGGGGGGGGGGGGGGGGGGGUCGUGGAGCAGCGGGGCUUCUCCACGCCCCGGCCCGAUAUUGUAGUUGAUUUGUAUGGAAGUCUCAUUCCUAGUCGCCGUGCGUUUACUGAAGAGCUCCUCGAUUCUCGCCGCAGACUCAGAAGUGUGCUUUGCUUUCCCGCGCUAGAUCAUGCAGCAGAUAUUUUGUCUAGAAGUGGUACACUCCCCGUAGCAGAGUGUAAAAGCUACAAUGACCCCAGGGAAUGUAUCGAGUGUCUGUAAAUGUUCUACAUUCUGAUCCCAGUCCACGAAAUGUGCAGUAACGACUACUACGACUUGUUGUUUGCAGCUAAUGGUGUCCUAAUCCCGUAAGCACACUGUAUUCGUCUUUCACAAGUAGAUGCAAAAUAUAUGACCGAUCGUUUGACAUGGCAAAGUGAACCUAUUUUUUCUACCAAUACGUUGUAAAGCUGAUGUUGUCUUCUAGCCAUGAGACAAAAGAUGUGUGUUUUGUUCACUUUGAGGAAGCA
Syngnathus acus (greater pipefish) is the source of this 3487-nucleotide messenger RNA. RefSeq names its product cyclin-dependent kinase 17 (gene cdk17). The record is from RefSeq and is a predicted model, not a curated record. The transcript has 17 exons. NCBI's taxonomy places the organism in Eukaryota, Metazoa, Chordata, Actinopteri, Syngnathiformes, Syngnathidae. Gene Ontology annotation, cellular component: nucleus; cytoplasm. The coding region runs from base 156 to 1739 and encodes 527 amino acids. Gene Ontology annotation, biological process: protein phosphorylation. Gene Ontology annotation, molecular function: ATP binding; protein kinase activity.